This is a messenger RNA of Mugil cephalus (flathead mullet), 1101 nucleotides long. RefSeq names its product parkinson protein 7 (gene park7). Lineage: Eukaryota; Metazoa; Chordata; Actinopteri; Mugiliformes; Mugilidae. Bases 118 to 687 code for a protein of 189 amino acids. The record is from RefSeq and is a predicted model, not a curated record. Gene Ontology annotation, cellular component: cytosol; nucleus. Gene Ontology annotation, biological process: protein deglycation, glyoxal removal; guanine deglycation, glyoxal removal. The transcript has 6 exons. Gene Ontology annotation, molecular function: protein deglycase activity.
CAUGUCUGGCAACCCACCCUGUCAAAUCCUCGGCACACACUACCUGUGACCGUGCUGGAAGUCGCACCCUAAACUUAGCGUCUUUGCACCUGACAGGAGCGCAACUGCGGGCAAACCAUGGCAGGAAAAAGGGCGUUAGUGAUCCUGUCUAAAGGCGCGGAGGAGAUGGAGACUGUUAUCCCCGUGGACAUCAUGCGCAGAGCCGGGAUUUCAGUGACGGUUGCAGGUCUUGCGGGUAAAGAGCCGGUCCAGUGCAGCAGAAACGUCGUCAUCUGUCCCGACGCUAGCCUGGAGGAUGCCAGCAAACAGGGCCCUUAUGAUGUGGUGCUUCUGCCAGGAGGGAUGCCAGGGGCCCAGAAUUUGGCAGAGUCUCCUGCUGUGAAGGAGGUGCUGAAGGAUCAAGAUGGCAGAAAGGGCCUGAUUGCAGCCAUCUGUGCAGGUCCCACGGCUCUUCUGGCACAUGGCAUUGGCUACGGCAGCACGGUCACUACACACCCCGGCAUGAAGGAGAAGAUGAUGGCUGGAGACCACUAUAAAUAUUCAGAGGCUCGAGUACAGAAGGAUGGACAUUACAUCACCAGCCGUGGGCCAGGAACCAGUUUUGAAUUUGCCUUGACGAUUGUAGAGGAACUUAUGGGGGCUGAGGUUGCAGCUCAAGUCAAGGCUCCGCUUAUUAUGAAAGACUGACUGCAGCCAUGUUUUACCUAUGAUCCUGCAUAACAGCACUUCCCUGCUAUACAAGCCUGGUACUACUGACAACAAAUCCAACUUAGCCAGCACCAAGAAUCAAAGUGACUCAAGACAAGUCUGUUCUGACCGAUUAUUGUCUUCCUUUGUGUUUCUUAGUUACUAAUAAAACAUACUUUGUGACUGAAACACAAUGUGGAUAAUCAAUAGGCACGCACACGAACUUACUCUCUCUUACUUUCUCAUCAUUUUUGACUGCUUAUUGUGUCACCUGUGAAUAAAAGAUGAGUGUGACAAAAGUCAUCUUGUGUUACUAUACCCUGCCAAAACAUUAGGCCAUGAUUGUUAUGUUAAAACAGCACGAGUGUGGCAAUUGAACUGUAUGAUCUGAAAUAAAAACACAAGUGAUAUUUA